CUUAGUGGUCGUUGGGGUAUUGCCCUUUUAUCAUUGUUAAGACUAUCUCUUUUCUAGAUAACACUACAAGAUAUACAGGGAGAAUUUGCAGCAUAGAAAGAGUGGUAAGGAAAAGAUAAAAUAUGGCUGCAGCUACAAUGGCUUCUUCUAUGGCUUCUGCUACAAUGCUGUCAUCACCGCCCAGUUCAAACUCUGCUGCGUGUUUAUCAUCUCGUUCUCCCUCGCUUGUGAGGAUGCAGAGCAAUGUUAAGCCCCCCAUGGUUUCUGCCAGGUUUAAGGUGCUUGCUGCAAAGAAGGAAUCUGCUGCUCCUCCUCCUCCUCCUCCUCCUCCUCCCCCUCCUGCUGCUAAGGAAGAAGCUCCAGUGGCUAAGCCCCCUCCAAUUGGACCCAAGCGUGGAUCCAAGGUGAAAGUUUUGAGACGCGAAUCCUACUGGUAUAAUGGUGUGGGUUCAGUUGUGGCAGUGGAUCAGGAUCCUUCAUCUCGAUAUCCAGUGGUGGUUAGAUUUGAAAAAGUAAAUUAUGCAAAUGUAUCAACUAACAAUUUCGCACUUGAUGAAAUUGUCGAGCUGAAAUAAAAUCUUGGUUUCUUCCAUUAUUCCAAAACUUUAGAUUUUGGUGUAUUUUAAAUUGUAGAUUCUAUAUUAAGAGCUAUACAAAUGUAUCCUUUGUAUUAUACAUUGCAAUCUCAAUAGAUUCUUAAUUCCCUUUA
This is a messenger RNA of Cryptomeria japonica (Japanese cedar), 709 nucleotides long. Its product is annotated as photosystem I reaction center subunit IV, chloroplastic. Gene Ontology annotation, cellular component: photosystem I reaction center; photosystem I. The record is from RefSeq and is a predicted model, not a curated record. Gene Ontology annotation, biological process: photosynthesis. Lineage: Eukaryota; Viridiplantae; Streptophyta; Pinopsida; Cupressales; Cupressaceae. Bases 123 to 575 code for a protein of 150 amino acids. The transcript is spliced from 3 exons.